Megalops cyprinoides (Indo-Pacific tarpon) is the source of this 1271-nucleotide messenger RNA. RefSeq names its product eukaryotic translation initiation factor 2, subunit 2 beta (gene eif2s2). The record is from RefSeq and is a predicted model, not a curated record. Gene Ontology annotation, molecular function: translation initiation factor binding; mRNA binding; translation initiation factor activity. Lineage: Eukaryota; Metazoa; Chordata; Actinopteri; Elopiformes; Megalopidae. Bases 112 to 1065 code for a protein of 317 amino acids. The transcript is spliced from 9 exons. Gene Ontology annotation, cellular component: eukaryotic translation initiation factor 2 complex. Gene Ontology annotation, biological process: formation of translation preinitiation complex; translational initiation; formation of cytoplasmic translation initiation complex.
CGUCCAUCGCUGAUACAGGUGGUCAGCAGCAAGGAAGGAAUGGUGAAAACUUAAAAAGCAAGAAAUAUAUUGACUCGCAUAUAAGAAAAAUUUGAGACACAUACGAACAGUAUGUCCGGAGACGAGAUGAUAUUCGAUCCCACCAUGACCAAGAAAAAGAAGAAGAAGAAGAAGCCGUUCAUGCUGGAGGAGGAUGUAGGAGAAAUCCCCAGUGAGGAUGCGCAACCGCCCGAGGCCAAGGAGGUAGAGCCUGAAGGAGGAGAGGAGAAAGAGCAUGACCUGGAUGAGGAUGAAGGGAAGAAGAAAGAACCCACAGAUGAUCUGGAUGAUUUAAACUUUUUCAACCAGAAGAAAAAGAAAAAGAAACCCAAGAGGAACUUUGACAAUGACCUAGAGGAAGGAAUGAAGGAGCUGAAGAUUGAGGUAGAGCCGUCGGAGCCACUAGAAGACGAUGACCUCGACCUAACGUCAACGAAGAGGCAAGACAAGGAUGAGGCGCUGGAGGAUGACGAUGGGAAGAACAAUGACGGCAUCACAUUCAGCACGCAGUCGGGGCCAGCGUGGGCCGGGUCCGAAAGAGACUACACGUACGAUGAGCUGCUCAACCGCGUUUUCAACAUAAUGCGGGAAAAGAACCCGGACAUGGUGGCCGGAGAGAAGAGGAAAUUCGUCAUGAAGCCACCGCAGGUUGUCAGAGUGGGCACCAAGAAGACCUCGUUUGUCAACUUCACAGACAUCUGCAAGCUGUUGCAUCGUCAGCCAAAACAUCUUUUGGCCUUCUUGUUGGCUGAACUUGGGACAAGCGGCUCCAUAGAUGGAAAUAACCAGCUUGUGAUCAAAGGAAGAUUCCAACAGAAACAGAUAGAAAAUGUCUUACGACGAUACAUCAAGGAGUAUGUGACGUGCCAUACCUGCCGCUCUCCGGAGACGAUCCUGCAGAAGGACACACGGCUAUACUUCCUGCAGUGUGAGACGUGCCAUUCUCGCUGCUCUGUGGCCAGCAUCAAGACCGGCUUCCAGGCCGUCACGGGCAAGAGAGCACAGCUCCGUGCCAAGGCUAACUGAGGCCUCCCCCUGUCCCGCUCACUGCACUGCGUCAGGGGCAGACCGGACUCUUUUAUGAACUGCGGGUGGGUUUGUUACUGCGACAUUGCCCGUUAAAUUUACAUCAAUAAAACUCGUAUAAGCUGGAUGACCGUAUGCUGUCUAACUGUUCUGUGACAUGGUAAUUCCAGUUCUACAGUGUUGCUAUGGUGAUUUUUUUAGUCCCC